Molecule: messenger RNA, 738 nt
Organism: Mangifera indica (mango)
Lineage: Eukaryota; Viridiplantae; Streptophyta; Magnoliopsida; Sapindales; Anacardiaceae
Product: ankyrin repeat-containing protein BDA1-like
Exons: 3
Coding region: 1-738 (245 amino acids)
Molecular function (GO): protein binding
Source: RefSeq, a predicted model, not a curated record
AUGUCCAAAUACCCAAUGCAUCCUUACGAUAAUCAUAUACCAACAUUUGUGACUACUCCCUUACACACAGCUGCAAGGGAGGGAAAGAUCCAUUUCGCCAAGGAGAUACUAAACUUAAAGCCUUCAUUUGCUUCGAAGCAAGACCAUCUUGGGCAUAGUCCCCUCCGUUUGGCUUUGGAGGGGAAGCACCUGCAGGAAUUGCUUAGUCCCCGUGAUUUGGAUUUGGAGGAGAAGUACCAGGAACUUGUAACAUGGUUGAUAAAACAUGACAGAGAGCUUGUCCGUGUUAAAGCUAGGGGGAUGGUUACUCCUUUGCACUAUGCAGCUCAACUAGACGAUGAAUCCAAUUUGAUAGACUUUUUGUAUGUUUGUCCAUCUUCAAUCGAAGAUUUGACUGUUAAAUCUGAAACUGCUGUCCAUGUAGCCCUCAAAAAGGGGAGUUCCAAAGCAGUUAAAGUCUUGUUAGGAUGGCUUCUACACUUCGACAAAGAAGAGAUCCUGAACUGGAAGGACGAAGAAGGAAACAAUGCAUUGCAUACUGCAGUAUCUGCAAAUCAAUCUAAGGCGGUGAAGCUGUUGAUUGGAUGUAUGGAAGUGAAUAAAAAGAACAGUAAAGGCUUGACAGCUUUGGACAUGUUCUACGAUGGCCAAGGUCAAGGUUUGGUAGAUGCAGCAGUUGGGGACAUUCUACUUGCUGCUAAAGCUAAAACUGCAUCUCAACUGCAUCGUCCGUCUUGA